CAGACUCAACUUUUUAUGAUGAUAAUUCAUCGCAUAGUCCUUAUAAGGACAAUACACUAUUGCAUACAAAUACAAAUAUUACAAAUAAUACUCUGAAAAAAGAAGAUUGUUUCGAAAUUAUUAUGGGAAAAGACUGGAUCCCGAAUGGAGAAAUCCAUGAAUCAAAUAAUAAUAUAACAGAUAUAAACAGUACAAAAAGUUUUGAAAAUCACAGCAGUCAAGAUAUUACAAAUUGUACAGUAAAAAAAAGCAACAAGGCAGAAAGGAAACAAAAAUUAGAAAUACGCCAUGACUUAGAUUAUGAUUCGCAAGACAUGUUUGAUGUAUCUUCGGACAACAAAAUCGAGCCAUACAAAGAAAUCAAAGAUGUUCUCAAAGAAAAAUUCCUCGCCUCGUUGAAUCUGAUUCGUACAUCAUUGAUACCAUCUGACACAAAUAAUACAGGUUCAGUCAGAGCACCAAGACGCCUGACUAGAAUCAGAAAAGUCAAAAAAGUAUUCGAUCCAUCAGAUAAUUUUAUAGUGAAAAAGAAAAGAAGCAAACAGCCAAAAACAAUGCCAACAAAGCCAAAAAAGCCAAAAACGAUGCCAACAAAGCCAAAUGCUACAAUUCCCCAAGAAAACAGAGAAACUGUUACCCAUUCUCAAAACAAAGAAACUUCAAAAGAUAAAUAUUUUCAUUGCUGCAGUAGUGAUAAACCAGAUUCAUUAGUGGCGUGCAAAGAUUGUACAACUAAAGUACAUUUAUCAUGUGCACUACCAUCUAAGAAAACGAGCAAGAAAGCCCUUAUUGAUUGGCGUUGUGAAAGGUGCAAGAUGUGUGAAGUAUGUCAUGAUACUGUUGAAUCUGGAACUAUGGUAAGUUGCUAUCAAUGUGACCGUGCAUCUCACAUUAAAUGCCUAUCAGAUAAAAAAACCCAGAAAGCAUCUAAAUGGGAAUGUCAAGAUUGUCAAACUAAGCGCAAAUCACCAUCACUUGAAAAAGUUUCAAAGAGUUCCGAUUCAACGGAUGCAUCUGAGGUAACCAACCCUUUGAAGGCAGAAAUCAAAGAAACUGCAAACAGCCCAAAAAUAUCAGAGGUGAUCCAUUACAAAAGAGAUCCUAAGAUACAUAGAUUCGAGAUACUUUUUUGGAACCAAAUCCCCGCGAAUAACGGGGUUUGCCUGUAUUAA
Molecule: messenger RNA, 1172 nt
Organism: Trichogramma pretiosum
Lineage: Eukaryota; Metazoa; Arthropoda; Insecta; Hymenoptera; Trichogrammatidae
Product: PHD finger protein 10-like
Exons: 4
Coding region: 123-1172 (349 amino acids)
Source: RefSeq, a predicted model, not a curated record